CCCUAGUGAGCUCUCAUUGGUUCUGCCAGACUCUGCUUGUUAAUUGGUAGUAAUUUUUGGAAAUUAAACAAGUGGAGAGGAUCGGUUGGCCUGGGCUACGUUCGGCAACCCCGCGUCGGCCAUUUUGUAUAGUGAGGGAGGCAGGUGAUGGCGGAGACGGCAGCGUAGGCCUGGUGUCCGCCGCGCCGCAAGACAUGUCCAGUGAUGACCACCAACCCGCCCAUCCACGCCCAUAAAUGUCCUGACACACGUCCUCGUAUCAGUGUUGGUCGGGAGCCCAGCCCGCCCACCCCCUUAACCCUUUGGUAACGUCUCGUGACUGUGCAUCACUCCAGCUGCGUCACCGUCGAGAAUUUUCUAAACAUUUCUCUGCAUAUUGUCAACAAUCCUCGCUGGACUUGACGAGUGUUUGUGUACCAUCGAUCUCGUCUCUCUGUACUGGUAGUUUGUGCCGUGGUGUCAUGAGCCUCGUGACGCUGUUGACCAGAAACAAUACGUCAUUGUUCUUAUUUUACCAAACAAACAAUACCUAACCUACGAUACCUCUUGCAAUAAUAAUAGUAAUACAAAAAAUAAAAUGAAAAUCACCAUUAACAAAGCUGAUCCUUCAUGAGACUGAUGUUACUCUCUCGUGUCGUGUGAGGGUUGAGGUCGCCCUCCAGUGUGAGGGUUGAGGUCGACCUCCAGUGUGAGGGUUGAGGUCGACCUCCAGUGUGACUUGGAUCUCCGCGCUGGUGACGUUAACGAGGUGUUGUUCCACGUUCUGAAAACCUCUUGAGAUGGUCGGUGUUCGUGGGCCUUGGGUGUCGCUCCUGCCACACACACGCACAAGUCCUUGAAGCCAGCCAGUAUUCCGCAACGGAACUUGAGGUCACUUUGUCUGUUGGCGUUGGAGAGACUGUUGAAACUGUUGACCGUUGUGACUGUUAAACCGAAAGAACCGAAGUAAACUGUUGAAGCUUGUGGCCACUGUGACUACUAACAGUGGAGGCCAUUGUGACUGGUAAACCUGGAGGCCAUUGUGACUGGUAAACCUGGAGGCCAUUGUGACUGGUAAACCUGGAGGCCAUUCGUAACUGGUGAAACAAGAGGGAACUGACUGAGGAUUGGUGACUGUUGAUUGCUGGAGGAGGAGGUUACUGACUGCUGGAGUUAACUGGUGACUGUUCAAGCUGAGAAAGGGACUGUCAUUGUUGGCCGCUCAAGCUGGAUGUUGCUCGUAUACGCCUGGAAGCUUCUGAUGACGUUCUUACCUGUUCUGAUUAUAAAAGAACCGACUUAUUGCGUCUCCUUACUGGCCGACAGGUGUUCUCGUGUGCAGGUCACACGAUGGUUAGGUCAGAUGUGCAUUCUACUUGGCUCAUGGCACCUAACAACCCAGCGCCACACUCAGCACCUGAUCGAUCCUACGGCAUCCUACGGCAUCCUACGGCAUCCUACGACAUCCUGCGAGAGCCCACGAGAGCCUACGACAUCCUGCUGCAUCCUACAAGAUCCUACGAAAGCAUACGACAUGUUGCAAUAUUCUGAGACCUCCUAUGACAUCCUAAGAUAUCCUACGACAUCCUACGACAUCCUAUUUUGCCCUAUGACGGCUCCCCGGUUAGCGAGGUAUAGAGUUCCUACGUGGCAAGGACCGUAGGAACUUCAUACCGUGCUCUUUGGGAGAGUCUCAAUUCUUCGAGGGUAAAUUGCAUCCUACGACACCUUACGACAUCCUGCGAGAUCCUACGAAAACCUGCAAGAUCCUACGCCAACAUGAGACAUCCUUCAGCAUCCUACAACAUCAUCCAACAACCUCCAACACCCUACAACAUCCCAUAAUAUCCUACAAUAAACCAGAAUAAAAAAAAACUUACUAAAUAAUAUCCAAAUAAAAAUAAAAUCUUUAAAUAAUAAUAAAAAAAAAAAUCCUUCUCUAAAUAUAAAUAUAAACGAAAUUGAUGAUAAAAAAAUAUAAUAAUAAUAAAAAUAUUUGAUGAAAAGGUCAAAAGAAACAAGUCAUUGAAAUGGUUGCGUCGUGGAAUCUAAGUUGUGGGAUUAUUACGGUAGAAGGAGAACGACAACCAGAAUAGUGUUUAACUACCAUAAGCUCUAAGGCUUAUAUACAGAACUUAGCUCUAUAAACGGUAUAUCUUAUAAAUAUAUCAACUGAGAAAUAUAUCAAUUAUAUCCCUUAUAUAUCAUCUAUAAUCCCCUAUAAUGAAUAAGCUAUACAUUCAACGUUAUAUAAUUACGGUAUUUUGUAACCUGGAGUGGUAGUUAUGGUAUAAAUUUCAAUAUUACUGUAAUUAGUGUAUUUGGUAUUAAUAUGUACUUUUAGGCCUAAUGUAUCUUAAUAUAGGCCUUCUCUAUGUAAACUCUAUGUAAGUGUUCUUAAAUAAUAGAUGUACUGUAGUUUUUUUAUAGAUAUUUUUAGGCCUAUGGUAUUCAGUAUUUAUAAUUGUCAAUGUUAUUUUUAUCAAUAUAUGUAUAAUUUGAUUCCAGUGAUAUAUAUAUAGGCCUAUUGUAUCUAUAUUU
Messenger RNA from Homarus americanus (American lobster), 2520 nucleotides. RefSeq lists its product as uncharacterized. The transcript is spliced from 5 exons. NCBI's taxonomy places the organism in Eukaryota, Metazoa, Arthropoda, Malacostraca, Decapoda, Nephropidae. Bases 1211 to 1642 code for a protein of 143 amino acids. The record is from RefSeq and is a predicted model, not a curated record.